Molecule: messenger RNA, 1785 nt
Organism: Mauremys reevesii (Reeves's turtle)
Lineage: Eukaryota; Metazoa; Chordata; Testudines; Geoemydidae
Gene: C1QL2
Product: complement C1q like 2
Molecular function (GO): protein binding
Source: RefSeq, a predicted model, not a curated record
UCACGCGGCGGGCAGGCUCCGUGUGUAAGGUGGCGUCCCGGCCCCGCUUGCAGUCAGCGCGCCGCUGUGGAUCCUCGCCGGCUGCUCCCGCGGCGGGGCAGGGAGGAUGGAGUGACCGGCUUGAAAAGCCUCGCCCCGUCCCUUCUCGGGGACCGCUCCGGAGCGAGUAAAACCUCCCGGUGCGGACCAGUUGGGGGGCUCGCGGCGAUGCUGGCUGCCUGCUGAGCCGGCCCGGAGGCGGAGGCGGAGGCGGCGGCGGGGUGGGGGCCUGUUCCCGGCCCGGCUGAGCUGAGCACUUGGGGGAAAGUUACCCCACCUGUUCGCCCGCGUCCUGGGAGCUGCUCCGCCGCCCCGCUCGCUCGGAGGCUUCGCCACUGAGUCACCAUUACCUCGCCCAGCAAGGAGGAGCUGGUCGCGCUCGCUGCCCGGCUCUGGCAGAGGAGGAAGCGGCUGCUGGCCGCGGCCGGGCUGGCCCUCGCCAUGGGCCUCGUGCUGCUCAUCGCCGUCCCGCUGCUGCUGCAGGCGGCCCCGGAGAGCGCGGCGCACUACGAGAUGAUGGGCACCUGCCGCAUGAUCUGCGACCCCUAUAGCAGCGCCAGCGCCAGCGCCCGGGCCGGCGGCCCCAGCAGCACCGCCGCCGUGGAGGCGCUGCAGGACCUGAGCGCCAACCCCCCGCCGCCCUUCCUCCCGGGGCCCAAGGGGGAGCCCGGCCGGCCGGGCAAGCCGGGGCCCCGGGGCCCGCCAGGGGAGCCACCCGCCGGUCCCAGAGGGCCGCCCGGAGAGCGGGGAGACUCGGGCAAGCCGGGGCUGCCGGGGCUGGCGGGGGCCGGGGCUGGCGCGCCCGGGGCGGCAGGGGGCGGCGGCGGCCCCGGGCCGGGCGCCGCGGGGGAGGUGAGCGGGGCGCUGAGCGCGGCCUUCAGCGGCCCCCGGAUCGCCUUCUACGUGGGGCUGAAGAGCCCCCACGAGGGCUACGAGGUGCUCAAGUUCGACGACGUGGUGACCAACCUGGGCAACCACUACGAGCCGGCCACGGGCAAGUUCAGCUGCCAGGUGCGGGGCAUCUACUUCUUCACCUACCACAUCCUCAUGCGCGGCGGGGACGGCACCAGCAUGUGGGCGGAUCUCUGCAAGAACGGCCAGGUGCGGGCCAGCGCCAUUGCGCAGGAUGCCGAUCAGAACUAUGACUAUGCCAGCAACAGCGUGGUGCUGCACCUGGACUCGGGGGACGAGGUGUACGUCAAGCUGGACGGAGGCAAAGCACACGGCGGCAACAACAAUAAGUACAGCACUUUCUCUGGCUUCCUUUUAUACCCCGAUUAAAAGUGUGGCCGAUUGCAUUGUACCCACUGCCCUGCCACCGUCAGUUUCGCGUCGUUCUCAAUUUGUACAUUUGAUUGGUGGAAACAAACCAAGCGAGCCCCCCACCCCAGCCCUUGGUGUAUCUCUGUCCUUGUGUUUGUUACACCAUGAGAUCAGCUGCUUGAAACUGACCAGCACCUUAGUUCCAUGAGUGUAUAAAAGAUUCCAGGGUAAAACUGUCACUCACACUAAGUUAGAGCUUAUCAGUCUUGAUACAUUUUGCUUUAUUAUUAUCAUCUUGAUUGAUUGAUUGAUCUGAAGAGUGGGACUGAAUUAUUACAUGCACUGGUUCUUCUUAUGCUGUUUGUUUGUUUGUAUGGGCUCAAGUGUAACUUUCUUCUUUCCUUUUCCAUGCAAUACUCGGGUGAAUGAUGAUGUAAUGAACGUCAAGUCUCUGUUCCAGUCUGGCAAACAAUCUAACCACCA